CUCAGCAGUGGAAUGACAACAUCGCCAGUCGCGGGCCUUCUUCGCUCCGAGCUGCCGGAGAACAUCCACCGAAAGAGGCAGGUGUCCCGGUCCUCCCAGUAUCUGGACCACUGGGUCUGCAUGAGCCACUGGGAGCAGGAGCAUCAUCAUGGCAGAUGACAAGGACGUGCUGAGGGACGUGUGGUUCGGCCGGAUCCCCGCCUGCUUCACCCUGAACCAGGACGAGGUCACGGAGAGAGAGGCCGAGCCCUACUACCUGCUGCUGCCCAGGGUGAGCUACCUGACGCUGGUCACAGACAAAGUGAAGAAACACUUCCUCAAAGUGAUGAAGACCGAGGACGUGGAGGAGAUGUGGUGCGAGUCGGAAGGAACGCCACUGAAAUGGCACUAUCCAAUUGGAGUUCUCUUUGACCUCCACGCCUCCAACACGGUCUUACCCUGGAACAUCACUGUGCACUUUAAAAAUUUUCCAGAUCGCGACCUCCUCCACUGUCCGUCCAACUCUGUGAUCGAGGCGCACUUCAUGUCCGGCAUCAAGGAGGCCGACGCCCUCAAGCACAAGAGCCAAGUCGUUAACGACAUGCAGAAGAAAGACCACAAACAGCUGUGGAUGGGUCUGCAGAACGAUAAGUUUGACCAGUUCUGGGCCAUGAACAGGAAGCUGAUGGAACAUCCCACCGAGGACGGAGGCUUCAGAUACAUCCCCUUCAGGAUAUACCUGACGAUGAGCGAUCGGCCGUUCGUCCAGAGACUGUUUCGCCCGGUUUCACCUGAAGGCAACGUGCACACGCUUGGCAACUUGCUCAAAGAAAUGGUCCCAGCUGCUAUACCAAAUGAAGGCGAGCCCAAGCAGAACCAGGUGGUGAUCCACGGCAUCGAGCCGCUGCUGGAGACGCCGCUGCAGUGGCUCAGCGAACACCUCAGCCACCCCGACAACUUCCUGCACAUCUGCGUUGUCCCCGUCCCCAGCGACUGAGACGGCGUCCCCCCCCCCCCCGCCGCCGCCGCCGCCGCCGUCCACCGUGAAAACUCUGAUCGACCAAGCAGCCGGGAAGCAGCCGGCCGCCGCUCCCAGGAAACGCUCCUCGCGUGAAGCGUUGGAAUCUCUGAACUAACGAGACUCUGGAACGAGACGGAGAUCAGAAGGAAAAGAAAAGGGAUGUGAGGGAGGUGUGGAACAAACCUCCUUUCACAUCUUGUUUAUUUAUAUUUCUACUCCUACGACCACCACUCCACUCGGAAAACCUGCUUUCAGGACGGGAGGAUGGAGAGAUCCUCUCUUCCUCCUCCGCUCCGAAAACAGGAGGAGAUUCCCCGGAGUGAAGAGAUCGACGUCUAAUUUUUUCUACUCUGCUGUCUCGCAUCUUCACCUCCUCCUCCUCCUUCUCUCUUUCUUUCUGACCACGCAUCCCACGAGAGGAGAGGAGGUGAAGAGAUCCCUCCUCUUCGCUCCAUCCUGACGAAGACUGUGCCGUCGACGGGGGGGGGGGGAGUUUGUUUGAGGAAGUGGAGCGUCCACUUCCUGCUGAAGCUGCCUUAUGAAUUCUGUUAUGGUCACUUCAGACACGUUCACACUCUUGAGUUUACACCUGAGGGAAAUGUUUCUGCUCCUCAAACUCACACAGCUGAGGAUUCACGCUUGGUUUCGGUUUCAUGGAUUAAUGUUUGUUUUGUUUAUCGGAUUAAUGAUUAAAAAAAGAGAAGAAUUGGAUCUGAACUGAACUGAUCAUCGGCCCAACAACUAAUUUUGUAUGUGAAAGAAGAAGUUAACAAACUGUCUCUGAAUUAACAUUGUACUGCUUCUCUUCUUUUUCUUCCAUCUUUCAUCAUCACUUGCAAUGUUUGUGUCAUAUUUCAACGUCUUGGCCACUUUAUCACCAUAUUUCAUUUACCUGUAUUGAGAUCAGAUAAAUACACAAACCACGCACACAGAAAUGCUCAAAUUCAACAUUUAGAUUCACAAGAUCUGGAUCAUUAUUCAGAUAUCAAUAUCUGGAAACACCCUCUUAAUGGAAUCUGCUCCAAAAGUAGCUGAGCUCCCACUGAGUGUGUAUGGGGUUUGGUUGUGUUUGCGUCAUCCUGCAAACAGACACACAAACAGACACACAACCAGCGGUGAAGAGAAGCUGCUGUGCGGAGGCGAUUAAGUGGAACUGACCUUUAACAUGGACUGAAAUCUGCAACUUAAAGAAACUAAUACACAAAGUGAAAAUGAGUCAGAAGCAGCUUCAUCUGUUUGUUCUUGAGUUUCAUUUGAUCUGUUACUUUUGGUUUCACGUUGUAAUUUAGUGACUAAAGAAUUUUGUCUGACAUGCGUACGUCCUGCGGCCAUCACCUACGUGGGCGGAGUCUACUCAUACUUGACUCUGAUUGGUUCGUAGACGCCCGUCUGAUGUGGUUGCCACGGUAACAUCAUGAUGGUAUUACCCCCAGCUUCAGCACCUUCAGGCACAGUACUCUACAAUACUACAGUACUCCACAGUACUACAGUACUUCACAAUACUACAAUACUCCACAGUAAUACAAUACACCACAGUACUACAGUACUCAUCUUCUUCUUGUUCUUCUUCUAUGGUUUAAUGCCGUCUCUACUUCCUGUGAUUGGUCCAAACUCUCCAACAAAGUGUUUUCACUGCAAAGCAACAGAACCAGGUUCAGUUUGAUCCAGAUCCAGAACUCCUCCUGGUCUGAGGAACCGUUCACACCUGAUGUUCAGCUUCAGGCUGAAGCUCUGAACCCAACAAGGUGUGAACGAGUCCUUAAACACUUCUCCGUUUUUUAACUGCUGUUGUUUCGGCGUCUCUGCACAUUCGAGCAUCUUCCAUCUGUUUGUGAGGCGAAGCAAAACGGGAAGAAAAACAAAAAAAGCUUCACACGUGUUUUCAAUAGCAGGUGUUGAUUUCUCUUCAUCAAUACAACAGGUUUACUGUCUGUUUGUUUUUAAGGUUCAGCUCCGGCCUCUUUCUCCGCUGCCAGACCUAAACGAGCAUCUGGUUUUGUUUCAUUUUAAGAACUGGGCUCUGAUAUAAUGAGACAUCAGGAGCGUUGAGCUUUCAGUCUGCAGGCGUCUGACGUCCUUCAUGUGCUCGAGCAGGUUUGUGGACUGAGACCAAACUGGAGGAAGAAGCAGAGGAGUAACUUCCAGAUGAGAUGAGGGAACUAAUCACUUUUUUUUUUUUAAGCAAAGUUUGCAUCUUGUGCUUUUUGUUUACACAUCUGUUCGUACUGAAAUAAAAUGUCAUUCAAA
Limanda limanda (common dab) is the source of this 3247-nucleotide messenger RNA. It is a transcript of the gene atg5, whose product is annotated as ATG5 autophagy related 5 homolog (S. cerevisiae). Lineage: Eukaryota; Metazoa; Chordata; Actinopteri; Pleuronectiformes; Pleuronectidae. The record is from RefSeq and is a predicted model, not a curated record. Gene Ontology annotation, cellular component: phagophore assembly site membrane; Atg12-Atg5-Atg16 complex; cytoplasm. Gene Ontology annotation, biological process: cellular response to nitrogen starvation; C-terminal protein lipidation; autophagosome assembly. The transcript is spliced from 8 exons. The coding region runs from base 149 to 976 and encodes 275 amino acids.